AUGCUCGGAACUUCUGGUGCGGUGGAUUCUGGUAACACUGCUGGUCUUUCUGAAAUUGAUUCUGGUAUCACUGCUGGAACUACCGGUGUUGAUUCUGGUACCACUGCUGGAACUACCGGUGUUGCGUCUGGUACCACUGCUGGAACUACCGGUGUUGAUUCUGGUACCACUGCUGGAACUACCGGUGUUGAUUCUGGUACCACUGCUGGAACUACCGGUGUUGAUUCUGGUACCACUGCUGGAACUACCGGUGUAGCGUCUGGUACCACUGCAGGAUCUUUUGAUGACGGAGAUGUGUCUGGUAUCACUGAUGGCGCCAUUGAUAGCGUAUUCACUUCAAUUGAUUCUGGCAACACUUCUGAUACUGCAGACGAAACCUCUGAUUUACUCGAUUCUGGUAACAUUGCUGACACUUCUGCCAUUUCUGUGGAUUCUGGUAACAUUGCUGACACUUCUGCCAUAUCUGUGGAUUCUGGUAACAUUGUUGACACUUCUGCCAUUUCUGUGGAUUCUGGUAACAUUGCCCGUUCUUCCAGUAAUGAAAUUUAUGAUAAAAUAGCUAGCAGUUCAGGUAUGGUGCGUUCUGGCAACACUGAUAGCACUUCUUUGAGUAUUGUGGUAACACUACAAUAG
Molecule: messenger RNA, 633 nt
Organism: Penaeus vannamei (Pacific white shrimp)
Lineage: Eukaryota; Metazoa; Arthropoda; Malacostraca; Decapoda; Penaeidae
Source: RefSeq, a predicted model, not a curated record